Molecule: messenger RNA, 2809 nt
Organism: Physella acuta
Lineage: Eukaryota; Metazoa; Mollusca; Gastropoda; Physidae
Source: RefSeq, a predicted model, not a curated record
UUUAAGGUGCACUACACUACUGUUCAUAUCACACAAUGUAGAUCUGUCAACAAAAAUGUAUAACACGCGUAGUUUUAAGAUAUAAACUUAAAAGUUAAAAAACCAUAUAAGUAUACAUCAUAUGUUAAUUAUACAAGUUUGUGGAUAUUAAAACAGAACUGUUUUCAUCUUGCCGAAAAAAUGUAUUUUAGUUAUUGUGUUGGUGUUUUUAUAAUAUUCACGUUUUGUUGGACCUCAGUGUCUUCACAAAUCGAAGGAUGUCAGCAGCCAAUGGAGGUAGGAAAGCCCCAGACUUUUCGUUACGUCAUAGAAAACACGAACAUCAGCUACCUCACCUGGACCGUAGGUUCACAAACUGUAAAAACAGAUUUAAACUGCUCUGUUUCACAGAUGGUGUGUACCUCGGUCAAUCCUAACCUAUACGCUAACAUGUCGUUACUAAACGGCCGUCUGAACGUAACGUUAACGAUAGCAAAAGUUGGGACUGAAAUGACAAACGUAUCACUAAGGUUGGAUAACUCCACCGUUAUCCAGAACUGCGCUUUACAGAUUUUUGCCGGCCCCGAGAACGUGACGUGCUACCCGCCUGUAUUGAGAUCUACUUUGUCUGGAGUCGACAUUCAAUGUACAGCCACCAGAGGUUACCCGAGCAGCUCUAUUGCGCGGCUCUACACACAGGCAAAUAACAACCGAUCAGUGGUAUCAAUGGCCUGUACCAGUACACCCAUCACCGCCGGAUACUACAACAGCUCCUGCACUGUCUUCGUGUCUGCUGAUCUACUCAACAGGGGAAACAACACGUUUUUUAUGUUCAUCUACCCGAACAUCACUAACGGUUCAACUUUCGCUGUCAACAGCUCUUUAACAUAUAUCGAAUUAUACCAAGCGAAUGUAACCGUUCUAGUAAACUCAGGAGUAAAAACUGAGUUCGGUCUCAACUUGAAUGUGUCUACUCUACUCACCUGCACGACCACACCCAUACCGGCAGUAAGACUGACCUUAACAAGAAGGAGCAGUGGGGAGGUGGUCGGGUCGAUAGAGAACUCCAAGCUGCUCACAUACAACUUGAUAUUUUCUAGCUGUUACGACACUGAUGAGUACAUCUGUCAAGUUGACAAUGGGAUGGCAAGUGUACCAAAUACGUCUAGUGUCGUGGGCAUUUAUGGAACCACUUGCGGGUUCCAGCUUCAGACUCCUCAGACUAGUCAGCAGAAGAUCAACGUCAAGCCCGGAAGUGACGUCUUUGUUUCCAUCCCGUUUUUCUCUCGAAACACGUCCACGUCACCAAUCCUGAGACGGACGGUGGACGGAGACCUGUACUCAGUGCCCUCAGCCUUCUACAGUACCCAGUACACCUUGAGCAGCCGGUACUACGGCAGACUGAACCUUGCCCUGUAUCAGGUGCGGGAUGAUGAGCUGGCAGAUUACAUCGUCAGCAUCAGUGAGGCUUAUGUGUACAGCUUUACUUUACUCAAACUGGGUGUUUCAGAACCGUCCACAAUCAACUACCAGCACGUUGCCAUAGGUGUAGGUGUCGCUGCAAUAGCGGUCGUCUGCUUGACCAUUGUGGUCGCCGUCGUCUGCCACUACAGGAAUCAGAGACCAACACGUGACAAGGCGGAGCUCACACAGCUGGCCGUGCAUGAGAAGGGAUUAUCACGUGACCAGGAGAACCUAGAACCGGCAGUUAGAAGAAUUCACACUAAACAAGUAGCUGGAAGUCGAGACACUAAUGACCCUGGUUCUACCCCACCCACGGGGGUAGACGAUCGGUCAAGCCAUCCGUAUUCGCCCGACCCCACAGCCGCUCGUGUUAGCCAGACAGAGGGGGGUCAGGAACUUUACGGGAACCUGUCCACAUAUGGGAACAUUACAGAUAGCUCCAUCUAUGGGAAUGUGUCAUCGUUAGAUGACCAAUCACAGCCCAUAUACGGCAAUAUGUGAUGGUAGCUUUUGUCUUCCGUGGGUUUCCUUUGUAUUUUUAACUGUCCUUUUAGUUGUAUUUUUUACUGUGGUUUUAGUUGUGUUUUGUGCAAUGAUUUUCCAGUGUUCGUGUUCUGUGGUUGUCCUUUCGGUUUUUGUAGUAAUAUUUGAAUUAGUAACAAAAUAAUUCAGAAAAUGUGCAAAACGAUUAUAAUUGUGACUCUUCAUACACUAUGUAUGUUUAGAUUUUGUAAAUAUGUGUCUGAAUGAAUGUAUGUGUGUAUGAUACAACUGCUGCUAUUAAUGUGAUUGAUGAAACCAAUAAUUCUCACUUUGUUAUUCAAGCGACCAUUAUUUAGCUUAUAAGUUAUUUUUUCGAAUCUAUUCUUUUCGGAAUUUUUUAAAAUAACAAUACGUACAUGAUGUUUUAGUAAAACUUUCUGGACUUAAAGCACGUUUUUUCCAGAUUAUUCUCCUUUUUAUGAAGAUUUUAUACUACGUUUGUUGGGGUAUGGGAUUAUGUGCUGUCGAACAAAUAGUGUAAAAGGGAAAAAAAAGAAGAAAUGUUUUUGACGACGAAAUUGUGUGCACGUCUGAAGGAUUUUUCGUAAGGUCCGUGUUGCUGUGAGUAUUCUAAAUAUUAAGUCUUGUCUAGGUUGUUACUGUGAGUUCGAUAGAUAUUAGGAUUGUUAGAACAGAGAAAUAUAUCAGCACUACAUCAUUAAAACCAUAGAUCUCUUUAUUGUUUCAAUCCACCGUUGGUGAUUUUGGUAGAGUUGAUUGAUGGCGUUGACGUUCGAACAACAACAUUUUUUUUUACUUUCACAGCGCCAACGAUACAUCAAAAUGUCUAGCCAUAACAUCUCCCUCAUCUAUUUAUAGAUCU